AUGGAUCCAGACCAGACCAAAAGUCGGUCCAUCAACGUCAACUACUGUCAUCUCGGUUUUAAGAAGGAUGAGGACGUCGGAGAUGGCACGGUUUGGGUGAAAAUCGAAGUGAAUCCACCUGGUCAGCGACAUGGAAAGUGCUACGCUACUGAUGCAUUACACUCGGAUCCUGCUAGCCGACUAGCUUUCCGCGUUAGGUACAAGAAUUCUCGAGGGGAGCAGCAAGAGAGAUAUGCCCAUGCGCGAGGACGUAAACCUCUCUACGCCGCUAACACUCUUGUCGACAUCCUCGUCGACGAUACGCCAAACGAGACGAUUGCCAAGACUUCGCGACGAUAUCUCUAUUUCACUUCAGAGAGCAAAUUCCCCGAAGAGUUGAAACGAUUUCUUGGAGGUGGUUACACCGCAGACAUUUGA
Molecule: messenger RNA, 417 nt
Organism: Penicillium mononematosum
Lineage: Eukaryota; Fungi; Ascomycota; Eurotiomycetes; Eurotiales; Aspergillaceae
Exons: 1
Coding region: 1-417 (138 amino acids)
Source: RefSeq, a predicted model, not a curated record